UACGAACCGCCACGUUCCCAAUCCGAAACAGAGCCGUCAUGCCACCGGCAACUAACUCUACUAUCGCCGCCGAUUCGCACGCUGCCAUUCCUUACCUCUUUGUGGGUUUAGCAAUUAUGAUUGCUCUCAUCACCACCGCCCUCGCGAUCCUGGGUUGCUCUUACAGUAAACCGCCACCCAACGAGGACGAAGAAGCCGCCGCCGUGAACCGAUCGCGUAUGCAGAUGGAAAUGGAGCCUAAGAUUGUGGUCUUCGUGCCCGGUGAUGAACUGCCCAGGUACGUUGCCAAGCCUGCCGCUGCCGCCCCCGCCUCCUCCACCACCACCUUCCACACCGAUUAAUUUUGAGAGCUUUUCUGCCUUCUAGUGGAGACACAGAAUUCUUUCUUGAUCUAAAUCUUCUUCUUCUUUUUUUUCUUUUUUUUCUUUUUUUUUUUUUUGUGUUCUUGCCUCAUGAUGAUCUCUUCUAGGGGGAGAUUUGCGGGAAUAUGUAAAUCUUGAUGAGUUUAUCUGAAAAAAAUUUUUACCUUUCACAAAUAAUUUUGUUUGCUUGAAUUUUCUGAUCUUUACCAUUCUUCGGAUCAUGAAGAUAAAAUUAAUUUUUUUCA
This is a messenger RNA of Rubroshorea leprosula, 607 nucleotides long. NCBI's taxonomy places the organism in Eukaryota, Viridiplantae, Streptophyta, Magnoliopsida, Malvales, Dipterocarpaceae. The record is from the annotation of a GenBank genome assembly.